AUUUGUAAACGAUAUACAAAAGGAUAGAGUGGUAAAUAAAGUGUUGUAUGCGUCAUGCUUCGCACUGCGUCGUCGUUAUUUAAAACCAGUCACCCGUGUGAAACACUAAACCUAGUCCAUGUGGAAAAUUGUGUGUUAUUUGUGGCAAAUAUGUGCUUAAACUUGGAUAGUUUUAAACGAAAAAGGACCAAAAAUAUGACCGUAGGCUAGUUAGGAAAUAGAGAAAUUUGGAAAAUGUACUGUUUGAUCACCAGUUGAUGGAUAUUUUAAACAGAACUUCUGUGAAAAUGAUUAAAGUUCUGCAACUUUUCGUCAAAAGGAACUAUCAGCUGAUAUUGGUUGCUAUUGUGUUAUUUGCUGUUCUGUCAAUCAAACUGCCCCCCUCGUCUAGUCAGUAUUACCGCACGCCUGAAGAUCUUUACCGUCAACUGCAGCUGGAACAUUCUCCUUUUAAGGUAGUUUCAGGUGAUACGUCAGAAGAGGUGAAGGACAAUAGACGCUACCAUGUGGCAUUCCUCAAAGUUCACAAGAGCGGAAGUACCACGGCACAAAAUAUUUUUCUAAGGUUUGGAUGGGGGCAAAAUCUUACAUUUGUCCUUCCCCCGGCUCACAAUAUGUUUAGAUACCCAAACAUCAUUAGUCUCCGGGAAUCAUUGCACGCGAAUAAUACACUGCCGCCACCUAGAGGCAAACACUUCGAGAUGUUGUGUAAUCACGUGAUCUACAACCGUGAUGCAUUUCGAAGUUUUAUGCCAAACGACACUUUUUAUGUUGGAAUUCUACGAGAACCAUAUGAAUUCUUUAAAUCUACUUUAAAUUAUUUAAAGCCUGGGUAUUUGUAUAACAAAAUAAAAACGAACAUCCCAGCCUCCGACUAUCUGAAAAAUCCACUUAGAUACGAACCAAAGAGCGCAGUGUUUUCAUUUACGAACAACCGAAUGGCGGUGGAAUUCGGCUGUCCGGAAGACGUCGUGAAAUCAGGUGACAAAAUGAAAAUUGUUGAAUUUGUGAAAAAUGUGGACGACGAUUUUAAUCUAGUCAUAAUUGCUGAGCAAUUUGAAGAGUCUAUUGUUCUAAUGCGUCGGUAUUUACGCUGGUCAACAAAGGAUAUUCUAUAUUUAGAUAAAAAUAUUGCAAAACAUAAAAACGAAACGAAGCUUGUCGGGCCUUAUGACAGACAGAUGUACAAGCGUUGGGCAAAGGUUGAUUAUGCCCUGUACGAACAUUUCUUUAAGAAACUUCGUGAUCAAAUUCGAGAAGAGGGAUACGAUUUCGAUGAUGAAUUGUUACAUUUUAAAGAAAUUCGUAAAAUGACAUCAGAAUUUUGUGGUGGUGACGCAAAGAAAACUGGCGCCAAAUUGGUUGUUCAAAAAUCAAAAUGGAGUAUUGGUUUUGAAGUGACUAGUGAGGAUUGUGACCUUCUUAAAACGCCAGAAAUUCCUUUUGUUCAAAAUAUACGACAAAGGCAAUAUGGUUCGAGAGAUAUCUAGUGGGUAAAACAUGUUAGAACAACAAUUUUUGAUUUUAAGUGAAUCUAAAGUCCGUCCCAUGUUUUUUAAAAUCCAUUGAGAAUAUCUAAAUGUAUUUGUGUAUUUUAUUAGUUUUAAAGAUUUUUACUGGUUAUAUGGUCCAAUAAAAACGGAUGUAAGCUUAGAUGAUCAAGUAUGCUUGGUCACACAGCUGUUUUAUACACGGUCAUUUACUAUAGUAACCUAUUCAAAGUAUUUUCAUUGAAUUUUUAUUCUAACUUUUAUUUCUUUGAUUAAAAUGAAUUAAAAUUGAUGCUGCCGUUCAUAGUCAUGGUCCAAUGGAUAAUCGACGUUACAAACGUGCAGUAAAAUAAAUAAGAAUUUUACAGCAACACUUGCAUGUAUAUUUUUACGCAAACAUUUUAAACAUACAUGUAUUUGUCUU
This is a messenger RNA of Ruditapes philippinarum (Manila clam), 1914 nucleotides long. RefSeq names its product galactose-3-O-sulfotransferase 3-like. The record is from RefSeq and is a predicted model, not a curated record. The coding region runs from base 258 to 1490 and encodes 410 amino acids. Gene Ontology annotation, biological process: glycolipid biosynthetic process. Lineage: Eukaryota; Metazoa; Mollusca; Bivalvia; Venerida; Veneridae. The transcript has 5 exons. Gene Ontology annotation, molecular function: galactosylceramide sulfotransferase activity. Gene Ontology annotation, cellular component: membrane.